Oryzias latipes (Japanese medaka) is the source of this 9802-nucleotide messenger RNA. It is a transcript of the gene col7a1l, whose product is annotated as collagen type VII alpha 1-like. Lineage: Eukaryota; Metazoa; Chordata; Actinopteri; Beloniformes; Adrianichthyidae. Gene Ontology annotation, molecular function: protein binding; serine-type endopeptidase inhibitor activity. Gene Ontology annotation, cellular component: extracellular matrix. The record is from RefSeq and is a predicted model, not a curated record.
UGUUCGUUGCCUUCCCUGCUCACUUCCAGGAUCCUCCUCCCUGCUGGGCUUUCCCUACAUUAAACCUACAUCCUGACUGGGACGAUUACCAAUCCUGUCAUUUUUACUUCUCAACAUAUUUUUUAUUAUUUUACGUGAAAACCUAUCUGCCUCUUCUACACAGCAGGAACCCUACAAAAGUGCAGAUGCAUUUCAAACAGGGCCAUCGUUGUUCCACAUGUCUUUAUGUCUUUUGAGUCUCUCUCUUAUAACAGGUCGCUGCAGUUUCACCCCCACCCACUUUUCUAAAACUUUCUCAAAGCCUGCCAGGGAAAGCCCUUAAUCCAUUCAACUACCUCCUUCCUCCAACACAAAGAUUCAAACAGCCCAGACACAUGCAUUAAUGUUUUUAAAUUUAUCAUCUCCAUAAGCAGAUCCUGCACCUGAUUUUGGCCUAACCUGGACUUCUUUUAUACGAUAUUCUCUCCUUUGUUGACCCUUGGAAGGUCACCUGGAUCGAUUGGGGGGAAAAAAUGCCCUCAGUGAUAUGAGUGAACAAACGUUGGAAUUGAUGAUUGUGGAGUGGAAAUUAGGAGAAGGAUUUGUGAAGAGACGAACCUAGGAGGAGGAGGAGGAGCGAGUGACUGAAGGAGAAAAGAGGAGAGGAAGAGCAUGGGCCGCUUUUCAGUGUGGAUCUUUCUGCUGCACCUGUCUUUGUCUCAUCAUAGUGUUGCAGCACAAGCUGAAGCUUGUAGGACUGUGGUGCAGGCAGACAUAGCGUUUCUACUGGAUGAGUCAUGGAGUGUGGGCCAGACCAGCUUUUCCAAAGCCAAGGACUUCAUCUUGGCCGUAAUGUCCGCCUUUCAAGACAACAAUAUAGGGACUGAUGGUGUGCGCUUUGGAGUCACUGUCUUUGGAGAUAUUCCAAGGAUGCAGGUUGCUUUGACAGAUUACAGUUCACUUCAGGACGUGAUGCGAGCUGUUAGGGACCUCCCCUACCAGGGCGGAUCCAGGAGGACUGGCAAGGCCCUCAAGUUUCUCAUCGACUCCGUGUUCAGCCCUGCCAUCAGUCGAGAUUUUGCCCCAAAGAUUGCAAUUCUGAUCACAAAUGGGCGCUCAGAGGACCCAGUUGACUCUGCAUCCAGAGCAGUUGCAGACAAUGGGAUCACGUUGUUUGCAGUUGGAGUUAGAGAAGCUGACGAAGCAGAGUUAAAAGGAAUAGUGUCUGAGCCUCACGAGGAGCAUCUUCUAUUAAGUGCCGAUUUCUCUGUCCUGGAAACUGUCCUUCCAAAGCUGUCCCGCAGACUUUGUUUCACAGCUUCUGAACCACCUCGACCUGUAAAAACUGCUCAGCCAAGUGAGGAACGCGUGGUAGGUCCCAGAGACCUGCAGGUCAGUGAGCUGGCAUACAACUCCCUUAGGCUUACCUGGAGCCCGGCCACAGGGGAUGUGACCGGAUAUCGCCUCAUGGUCUCCCCUCUCAAUCCCCGGGGACUCCGUGAACAUCUACAGCAGAGACGGAUGGACCUGAAGGCAGAUGUGACCACAGCCAUGGUGACAGGGCUGAGUACACAGACAGACUAUUCCCUCACUCUCUAUGCCGUCUACCCAAACCUGAUCGGGGAUCCUGUCACAAUCACAGUGAAGACUAACCCGUUACCCAAAGUGUCAAACUUCCGUGUCAUCGAGGAGGGUCUGUUCUCUCUUCGCCUCGGCUGGACUCCUCCUCUGGGGAAGCCCAGCGGCUUCAAACUCUUCAUCCCAAGAACCAACCGGCCUGGAUUAACAUAUGAGCAGCUGCUUCCAGGAGAUGCCUUUUCUCAUGUGGUUGAUGGCCUGGAGGAGGACAAGAAGUACACCAUCAGUAUUUAUGCCAUUUAUUCUGAAGGACCAAGUGAACCCGUCUCAUUAGUGGGAAAGACAUUAAAACUAGUGCCAGUUCAGCAGUUCCUGGUCCAGAACGCCACCACAGACACAGUCCAAGCAAGGUGGGCAUCAGUCAAGGGAGCUUCGGGAUACAGACUGACAUGGGCAUCCUCAGAUGGUCACAUAGAGAACAUCAACCUCGGAGACAACUUUAACUUCUACAUGAUCCAGGGCCUCCACUCAGGCUCUGACUACACCGUCACCAUCAAUCCCAUCUUUGGGGAUAUAGAGGGCCCCGUUACCACUGCCAAAGUCAAGACGUUGGAAAGCAGUGCUGUUCAGACUCUGAAAGUGUCUGCUGUGAGCACGAGUACGGCGGUGGUUUCUUGGAACAGCGUCCCAGGGGCUACUGGAUACAGACUGGCAUGGGGACCCACCCCAGAGUUUGUUGGUCGAGAUCGUCCCAGACAGUUGGCCCUGAACAGCAGCACCACAGAGUACAAGCUGAAGAAUGUAGCUCAUGAUACAGAGUACGUCCUGACUCUGUAUGUGCUGUUCGGGUCUGCGGCUGGACCUGGCAUCUCUGCUACCUUCAGGACUUCUCCUUUGGGUUACGUGUCCAACUUCAAGGUUACAUCCUACACCAGUACGACUAUUGAUGUGGAAUGGAGUCCCAUUGUUGGAGCAACAGAGUACAAGCUUUCCUGGAUGGCAGAAAACAGCAAUCCUCAGCUUCAGUAUCUGGAUCGCAGCAUCCUCUUCCACAGAAUCAAAGAGCUCAACCCGCGCUCUGCUUACACAAUCACCAUCUGUGCGGUUUACGGAAACUCAGAGGGGCCAGAAAUCUCUUUGUCUCAGCUCACAGCUGCAGUUUCAGACUCAGAUCCAGUCGAGGCAGUAAGGGAAGUUAAAGUCAUUGAUAUUGGAGUAAAUUCUUUCACACUGUCCUGGAAGAAGGUUUCAGGGGUUUCUGGUUACAAGAUAUCCUGGAUUCCCUUCCUUGGAGGCCAGGAGAAGUCCCAAGCUGUAUCUGCUGCUUCCACAUCCUUUACCAUCCAAAACCUGCAGGAAAGUUCAGCCUAUAAGAUCCAGAUUUCCCCUGUGGUGGGCAGCAGAGAGGGAAGCCCAGUUCUGGUCACUGCACGCACACUGGAUCUUCCAAAAGUGGAGGGAUUUGCUGCCUUAAACACAACAGACAGCAGCACUAUUCUGAACUGGACCCGUGUGGCCGGCGUCUCUGGAUACCUUCUCUCCUGGAGGCACAUCUCAGUGCUGGAUACAAAAACAGAGAGGCUGGGACCUGGCUUCACAUCCUAUAAGAUCGAUGAUCUCCUAUAUGGAAGAACAUACAUUUUCACCAUCAGGCCUUUGUAUGGAGAAGUGCAAGGACCUAUAAGCAUCAUAUUUCAACGAAUAUUGGGGCCGGACAACCCUGUUCAGACAGACCAGUCAGUACCAACCACAGUAGCUCCAAUCUAUGCACAAAUCACAGCUGGUUCCCUAAGUACCACCACAGUGCUCAUCACUGAAUCCGCCCCCACUGAGCAACCAACCAACGCACCCCCAACUGAACCCCUCACCAUCAAGACGCCGCUAAGAGUCACCAAAGCCAACGCAGCUGCGCCCCCCACACAACAAAAGACCACAGUGAGCAUAAAGAAAACUGCUCCAACACAGCCAGUGUGUGGAAGGUCCAAAGCUGACAUAGUUUUCUUAGUUGAUGAGUCCUCAAGCAUCGGUGUCAACAACUUUAUUAAAAUGAGAGACUUCAUGUUCAGAAUGGCUACGUACUUCCCUGUUAUUGGUCCGCAGGGCACACAGAUCGCCGUGGUUCAUUACAGCGACGAACCGCGCGUUGAGUUCCGUCUGAGCGACUUCAAAGACAGAAACUCUGUGCUCAGGGCCAUCAGAGGGCUGCGGUAUGUGGGAGGCAACACUAAAACAGGUAAAGGCAUCGGGUACGUUCUGCAGGAACUCUUUCAGGAGUCCUUGGGGAUGAGGCAGAGUGUGCCCCAUGUUCUGGUGCUUAUCACAGAUGGCAGGGCCCAGGAUGAUGUGGUGCUGCCCUCCAAGAUUGCACGUGCUUUGGGAGUCAGUGUUCUGGCAGUUGGAGUUUCUAACGCAGACAUUGAGGAGCUGAACAAAAUCGCAGCUCCCACCAGCUACAAAAAUAUCUUCUAUUCCCCGACCUUCGAUGAUUUCCACUCCAUAGAGAGAGAAUUUAUCAACAGUCUCUGCAGUGAUGACCUUCUCUCUGAGUUCAGAUUUGAUGACGAGUUUGCACAAUUAGACACUCCAACUGAAGACCCAGAGGAGCUGGACGAGCCUCAGGGUCCCUGUGCCUCCCAGUGUCAGAAAGGCCAGAAAGGAGAAAAGGGAGAUGGCUUUGGUAUUGGAGGUCUGAAAUUUAGGAAAAGCCCAGGACAGUACGACCCAUUUACAUCUGCCAAAGGAGAGAAAGGAGAAAGGGGACCUCCUGGAACAGAUGGCGUUCCUGGGUUACCAGGGCGACCUGGGAGAACAGGGCCCCCAGGUUCUGCUGGCCUGAGGGGCCCUUCAGGAAUUCCAGGAGAUAUGGGUCCUCCUGGACUGCCUGGUCCAAAGGGACAGAGAGGAGAAAGAGGAGAGCCUGGAUAUGUUAUAGCUGGCACUGAUGCAAACUAUGUACCUGGACGAAAAGGAGAACCUGGAUCUUCAGGUCCCCAAGGACCACCUGGUGUACCAGGAGUCAAUGGAGCUCCAGGCCUGCCCGGGCAAACAGGACCAUCGGGGCCACAGGGACUAUCUGUCAAGGGAGACCCUGGAGAGCCGGGGGAAAAAGGCUUAAGGGGGAAGCAGGGCAUGAAGGGAGACAAAGGAGAACCAGGAAUAGAUGGGAUUGCUGGUUUACCCGGUCCCAUUGGCAUAGAUGGGGUUCCAGGAUUACAAGGCCAGAAGGGAGAUAAGGGGGAAAAAGGAGUCGGGAUACAGGGUGUUCAAGGUCUACGUGGAGAGCAGGGAGAAAAGGGAGAUGUUGGCUUAACAGGACCAUUUGGCCCAAAGGGGGAGCAAGGCAUCCAAGGCGUUCCUGGACCUCGGGGGAAAAGGGGACUCAAAGGAGACCAAGGUGAAAAGGGAAAUCAAGGUGACUCAGGACCUGCGGGACUACCAGGAAUUGAGGGACCAAUGGGACCGAUUGGACUCAAAGGAGAUCAAGGUCCAGUGGGAGUCCCUGGGGACCCUGCCAAGGGUAUAAUCGGUCCAACUGGUAAAAAGGGGGCCAGGGGCGACAUUGGUCCAGUUGGUCCUACAGGACCUCAGGGAGUAAAAGGAGGGAAAGGAGACAAAGGAGAAAAGGGAAGUCCUGGUUUUGGGAUUCCAGGCCAGCAGGGACCAAAAGGAGAAAGUGGAGAGAGGGGAAAUGUUGGCUUAUCAGGAAAACCGGGACCAAAGGGAAAAGAUGGAGUCAAAGGUGAUAAAGGCAGUACAGGUUUAUCUGGCAGAGCUGGAGAACCAGGAUUAAGAGGUAAAGAUGGAGCACCUGGCAGUGAGGGAACUCCAGGAAGGAAGGGUGAUCAAGGACCACCUGGAGAGCCUGGUGAAAGAGGAAUAAGGGGUCCACUUGGGUUACCGGGGCGACCUGGGGAACGUGGUGACAAAGGAGAUCCUGGAAAUCCCGGCCUACCUGGUGCUGAUGGGAAAAAGGGAGAUACAGGCGAGCCGGGGAAACCUGGGCCUCCUGGAACACAAAUCUUUACAGACAACAACGUAUUGACCAGAGUCAUCAAGGGUGAGCCGGGAGAGCCUGGUCAGCCUGGUUCAAAAGGAGAAAUGGGUCUUCCUGGGCAAAGAGGUCCAGAAGGGAGACCAGGAUUACCAGGAAUACCUGCAGGCGGUUCUGGCAAAGAUGGACUUAACGGUGUAGCAGGAGCUCCAGGAGCAAAGGGUGAAAAGGGUCAAAAAGGAGAGCUUGGACCACGUGGAGAAAAGGGUGACCAAGGUGGGGUUGGAAUCAUUGGAAGGCCUGGAAUACCAGGAUCUCCAGGGAAACCUGGUGUUGAUGGGAAAAGAGGUAUACCAGGAGUCAAUGGAGAGAAAGGAUUCAAAGGAGAUGAAGGAAAAAGGGGGGACAAGGGAGAAGCAGGUGCAAAUGGUAAAGAUGGAAGCAAAGGGGAACCUGGACCUCCAGGUUUACCUGGUAGCCAAGUGCUUGUCACUCCUGAGGGAGCCACGAUGGAUGAAAUCCGAAAAGCUUUUCCAAUGCCAAUGGGUCCUCCGGGCGCAACUGGAGCACCAGGAAUGAAGGGAGAGAAAGGAGAAAGGGGCCAGAGAGGGGAGAAGGGUGAUGCUGGAGCUCCUGGAAAAUCUCUUGAGAUGAAGGACAUUGAAGAAAUGUUUGAAGCUUAUGGAAUAAGGCUGCCUUUGCUGAAGGCUUUGAUUGACAGGUUGCUGCAGGACGGGAUAGAGGAGCUGCUCCACGUGCUUAUCCCCGCCAAGAAAAUCAAAGAGAAAGAAACACACACCAACGUCAUCUCUGACUACACUGGAUCAGUGAAGUUUGACCUCACCAGCCAGCCGCUGUCAGAGUUGGAGGACAAAGGUGGCUCUCAUUUGGACGACCAAUCUGCAGAGCAUUUGUUGACAGAGCCUUUAAAUGGAACUUUAGAGGCUCCAACCUCAUGGACCAUCAUCACCGCAGACCCACAACAAAGGACUAAAACUGACACCAAGCUAAAUGGGUCCAAGGAGAAGGAGCCGGAAGACUUGGAAGGGGAUGAAGUAUCUUCUCUGAAAAUGAAUCAGUCUCUGCUCACUUCCACUGUUAACUAUACAACCACAAAUGAGAUGUUUUCCGGGUUACCUGAAACUGUGAAAGAGACUCCUCCACUCAAUCAGGAAGAUCCACUAAAGAAGAAUUCCACAGCAAAGAAGAAGAACAGGGCGCGUGGGAAAGCCAAAGGAAGCAAAGGACGCCAAAAGAGGCAGAGACAUCGUCUGACGGGUGAAGACAGCAAGCAAGAGGAGGAGGAAAAGUCUUCUAAUGGCGAAGAAUAUAUUUAUGACUAUGAGGAAGAACUUUCCACCGAUGACCCACCAUCCUCUCAGGAGGGGGCAGAGAACAAAGAGCUUGAAGUCCAAACACAUGAAUUCCCCCUUUACAUGGAUAAAAAGUUUCCCACAAGCAGUCCUGGACACCUCGAAAUCUACAGUCAUCAUGUUUUACCCAGAGAAGGAGACGCACUGAUUUUCCUGACAACCACGCCGCCACCCUUACAGUCCACUGAAGACAGUGAAAAGGACACUGCGAUGUUCCCUCUCCCUCCAGUUGCAACAGAAGAACCACACAAGGAGCCUCAUCCUAAUAUAAGGGUGAAAAGAGACACUUCCUGGCCUGACUCUGUGGUGUCUAUGCCAGGUGCUCUGGGUGGGAGACACCAGUAUAAGGAGGCAGAUAAACGUCUCUCCUCUGGAGCUCGAGGUUACAAUAGUUGGAGAAGCGUAAUGCAGGCAAAGUUUCCAAGUCACAUCAGAAGGAGUGAAGAAAGACAGGAAUACAGUGAUGGAGACAGAGAGAUUCAUACAGAGGAAAAGGCAGAAGACAAUGAUGGAGCAAUGGCAGGUGGUUACACAACUCCUGAUCCAGCCCUUGAGGAAGAGGAAAGGAGUGGAGACUAUGACUGGGGAACAGAGGAAGAUUUGGACCGUGAAAGGGAAGAGGAAGAUGGGGAUCUGGAGAGGAAACGAGAGAGGGAAAGGUUGGAGAUGGAAAGAGAAAGAGAAGAGCUGGAGAGGGAAACUGAAUUAGAGAAGGAGCGAGAGCAAACAGAGGAGGAGGAGGAAGAGUGGGAGAGGAGAAGAGCAGAGAUGGAGAGAGGUGGGGAUAGGGUCUACGAUGAAGAAACUGGACAACCAUAUCCAUAUCCACCACAAUACUUUUUUCUCAAGGGACAACCAGGUGAAAAUGGGCAACCUGGAGAAAAGGGGGAACUUGGCGAAAAGGGACAAAAGGGAGAACCAGGCAUUGGUCUCAGAGGGCCAGAAGGCCAAGCAGGUCCACCAGGACAAAAGGGUGAGCCUGGUGAGCCAGGGCCUCCAGGGGCUCAGGGCAUCCAAGGUAUUCAUGGUAAUCCUGGUAUCCAGGGCUCCCCUGGGCUUAAAGGACCCCCUGGGGAUCCUGGAGAGCCAGGUAGAGAGGGAGAACGAGGGAAAAAGGGGAAAAAUGGAUCCCAAGGAGCUCCAGGACCUCAAGGUCCCCCAGGACUUGAUGGACUCCCUGGUGUUCCUGGAGCAAAAGGAGAAAAGGGUGACAGUAUUCCAGGGGAACCUGGUGCGAGGGGGAUGGCAGGCCCUCCAGGAAGACGAGGUGACAAGGGUACUCCUGGUGUUAAAGGACCUCUUGGUCAUAUUGGUCCUAAAGGCUUACGUGGAAGUAAAGGUGAAAAAGGAGAGCACGGGUUACCAGGUGUCAGAGGAGAAAGAGGGAGUGUGCUUCAGAUUCAAGGACCUCGUGGGUUCAAAGGGUCCAAAGGGGAUGCGGGUGAGCGAGGUCCACCUGGUUUUGAUGGAGAUAAAGGGGAGAAGGGUGAGGAUGGUCCUCCUGGAGUCAAGGGUUUGAAGGGGGAUGCAGGCGCCAAAGGGGCAUUGGGACGGUUUGGAGCACGAGGACCAGUGGGCCAAAAAGGAGAACCAGGAUCACCAGGUCUUAAUGGACUGAUGGGGCGUAAUGGAGAAAAUGGAAAGGAUGGAGCCAAAGGGGACAAGGGAGAUUUAGGACUCCAAGGCCUAAGGGGAGAUCAGGGGGAACGUGGAGAACCUGGAUUACCAGGAGAUGAAGGAGAAAAAGGAGAAAAGGGGUUCAGAGGUUUUCCUGGACCUGUUGGAGGUCCCGGUCUAACUGGAGAAAAGGGAGACAUAGGUAUACCUGGAAGCCCAGGCAUACCAGGCCUGAAUGGACUCACAGGGAGAAAGGGCAGUAGAGGAGAAUCUGGGAUCAGUGGGAUUGAUGGUGAUCCAGGACAAAAAGGGGAAAAGGGUGCAACAGGAUUCCCAGGCUUUCCAGGGUUUAAAGGAUCACCGGGAAGUCCUGGGAGGGAUGGAGACAUGGGACCACCAGGACCAUCAGGUCCUCGCGGUGACAAUGGACCCAAGGGCGAAAGGGGCAGACGAGGAAGAUCAAAACAUUGUCAAAAGGGAACGCCGGGGAUGCCAGGACUGAGAGGAGAAAUGGGGAUAAUGGGUACUGAGGGAGAAAAAGGUGAAAAAGGAGAGCCUGGACUAUCUGCAGAAGAAGUGAAGGAGCUUGUUACCCAGGAGGUGGUAGAAAAGUGUGAUUCUCAUGAGGAAGGAACUGUAGAGUUGGGACAGAAGAAGAGAAGAGGAGCGUUUGGAGCUAAAUCUGCUGUUUCAGAAGCAGACCCCUGUCUAGACCUGAUGUCAGAGGGAGCCUGUUCGGACUACGUUCUGCUCUGGUACUUCCACGCUCAGUCAGGGGAAUGCAGACCGUUUGUGUAUGGAGGCUGCGGGGGCACCCAGAACCGAUUCUCCACCAGGCACAGGUGCCAGAGCGUUUGUGGUACGCAGAGGAGAGUUACAGAGUCGGACUUAAUAGGAGGUGUACCCCCCAGAAGCUGAAUAUGUAACCGUGGAUAUGACUUACAAAGCAAUAUGAAUGAACAUUUGAGGAUGCAAAAACACCAGUUUGAGAAAAAUGCAUCUGUGAUCCCUCAGGGUUGAUUAUGAAGAUGGUAAAUUUGAUGCUGAUUUUUGAACAUAUUGUUUACAAAUUCAUUUUUAACAUCUUGCAUUGAUUUUAUUUAUAUACAUGAUGAUUACAGUUGUUUAUUUGACUGAUAGCUGUUUUUAAUCUGAAGCAAAUGAAACAUUUUUUAUACUUGUGUAAGUUAAAUAUAACUUGAAUGUAAUUAUAGCGUAUGUUUGUCCCUGCCUCCCCUCCCACAGAAUACAACAUUUACCUUUC